Molecule: messenger RNA, 2488 nt
Organism: Dipodomys ordii (Ord's kangaroo rat)
Lineage: Eukaryota; Metazoa; Chordata; Mammalia; Rodentia; Heteromyidae
Gene: Dennd1c
Product: DENN/MADD domain containing 1C
Exons: 22
Coding region: 78-2321 (747 amino acids)
Biological process (GO): endocytic recycling; endocytosis
Cellular component (GO): intracellular membrane-bounded organelle; cytosol
Molecular function (GO): guanyl-nucleotide exchange factor activity; phosphatidylinositol phosphate binding
Source: RefSeq, a predicted model, not a curated record
CUGAGCCGGCUCAGGGCCUAGUUCUGAGCAAGGACCCCCUGGGGAAAGGGUCCAGCCGGGCCAGCCCUGCAGGGACCAUGGGCUCCAGAGCUGAAACAGAUCCCCCCACGGUGUUUGACUGGUUCUUCGAAGCAGCUUGUCCUGUCUCCCUGCAGGAUGAUCCCCCCAUCCUUCGGCAGUUUCCUCCAGACUUCAGGGACCAGGAUGCCAUGCGGAUAGUGCCCAAAUUCUGCUUCCCUUUCGAUGUGGAAAGGGAGCCCCCCAGCGCCGCGGUCCAGCACUUCACCUUUGCCCUCACCGACCUGGGGGGCAAUCGCAGAUUCGGGUUUUGCCGCCUGCGCGCUGGGGCCCGGAGCUGCCUCUGCAUUCUCAGCCACCUGCCAUGGUUUGAGGUGUUCUACAAGAUACUGAACACCGUGGGGGACCUGCUGGCCCAAGACCAAGUCCCUGAGGCAGAAGAACUUCUCCUAAACCUUCUGCAACGGCCUCCAUCUGGGCCCCGGGACUCUGUGGGACUGGAGCUGCUUUCCUGCUUUGUGGCUCCAGACUCCGACUGCCUGCCAUCUAUUCCUGAGAAUAGGAACUUAACAGAGCUGGUGGUGGCGAUGACGGAUGAGAACAUCCUGGGACUGUUCGCUGCGCUCCUGGCUGAGCGAAGAGUCCUGCUCACGGCCAGCAAGCUCAGCACGCUCACAUCCUGCGUCCAUGCAUCCUGUGCUCUCCUGUACCCCAUGCGCUGGGAGCACGUGCUGAUCCCCACGCUGCCCCCGCACCUGCUGGAUUACUGCUGCGCGCCUAUGCCCUAUCUCAUUGGAGUGCACGCCAGUCUUGUCGAGAGAGUGUUAGACAAAGCUCUGGAAGACGUGGUGGUGAUGAACGUGGACUCCAAUACCUUGCAGACGCCCUUUGACGACGUCCAGGCGCUGCCCCCAGACGUGGUGUCUCUGCUGAGGCUGAGGCUGAGGAAGGUGGCGCUGAGCCCUGGGGAAGGGGUGUCCCGCCUCUUCCUCAAAGCCCAGGCCCUGCUCUUCGGGGGGUACCGCGAUGCACUCGUCUGCAGCCCGGGCCAGCCUGUAACCUUCAAUGAGGAAGCUUUCCUGGCCCAAAAGCCUGGGGCGCCCUUGCAGGCCUUCCACCGGAGGGCUGUGCACCUGCAGCUGUUCAAGCAGUUCAUUGAAGCCAGGCUGGAGAAGCUCAAUACAGGACAGGGGUUCUCAGACGCAUUUGAGCAGGAGAUUACUUGCUGUGGGGCUUCCUCAGGCACCCUGCGCUCCUACCAGAUCUGGGCAGACAACCUGAAGGUAAUAAAUGCCCCCUUCACUACAAGGUUCUACUCCUUCAUGGAGAAAGGUGGCGGCGCUCUCCUGCAUUCUGUGAGAUCCAAAACCCAACCAGCCGUCAGGAACAUGUACCGAUCGGCCAAGAGCGGCUUGAAGGGGGUCCAGAGCCUGCUGAUGUACAAGGAUGGGGAUUCUGGCCUGCAGAGGGUGGGGUCCCUGAGAGUCCCACACCACCCCAACCAUCUACGGCAGAAGCGCCCGCCUGUCACCCAGCACUUCAGACAAAGUCUGCCUGGACACCCCAGCGGAUUCCAGAUGGCAGAGGAACCUUCGGGACCCCUGGGGGACAGGAUAUCUCCCCUGGGCCUCGAGGACCCCCAAGAAACUCUGGAUAGCAGCUUUUUGGGGUCUGGAGAAGAACUAGAUUUGCUGAGUGAGAUUUUCGACAGUCUGAGUGUAGAAACCAAGACGGCAGGUGGCUUGAGACCCAGCCAGAGUUUACACUGUUGGCACCGAGGGAAUUCAGACAGCUGCUUCAGCCUGCCCAACCUGCCAGGAAGAUGGCCACCUGAGGAAGAGGGGCCGCCAGAGCCCCAGCCCCUGUCCCUGCCUGGGGACCCGCCAUCCUUGCCCAACACCCCGACUUCAGAAGGGACCUGCUCUCAGGUGCUCUCUCCUCUCCAGCCCUCCACCACUUCUGCAGACCUAGAAUGUUCUCCGCCUCUCUCUGAGGGACCUAGAGCCCCAGGACACCUGCAUCCUUGGCACUCCACAGCACCUACCCAACCCAACCUUCCAGAGAGCCCUGGGUUUCUGGCCCCCACAAAGCCAAACUCUGGUACUAUCUGCAGAUCCCAAUCUGUUGAUUCUUCAGCUCUCAGUUUUCUAGAGGACUCCAGAACUCUGCCUCUACAGUGCUCACUAAGACCUAAGGAUCCUGGGGCCCCCACUUUCCCUGCCUGUCCCACCAAUAAGAAGCAAGAGCCCCAGGCCCGGAGGCAGACUCGAAUUGCUGAUCUUAAGAAGCAUUUUGAAAGUUAAGAAUCAGGGGUCUGGGGGAGACCCCGCCCCCACCCCGCCAGUGCCCCAGUCUCUUAAUAAAGCCACAAAGAACCCAGUGAGUUUAUCUGAGACUUUCUCUCUUGGCCUGGUCGGACACCCCUCCCACCCACCUCCUUCCAGCAGUGAUUUCUCCCUAGCUCCAAGCA